Oldenlandia corymbosa var. corymbosa is the source of this 3157-nucleotide messenger RNA. Lineage: Eukaryota; Viridiplantae; Streptophyta; Magnoliopsida; Gentianales; Rubiaceae. The record is from the annotation of a GenBank genome assembly.
AUUUUUUUUAAAAAAAAAAAAAAUUCAAUUUCAUUAAAUAAACAACAACAUUGCAAAAACAAACGUACAAAACACAUUGUUAGUUAGAAACUAACUACCACUCCCUCACCAAUUUGCAAAACGUAACAAAGAUUCGAAGAUUCUAAGGACAAACAAUUGCUUCAGUUCCAAGCUAUUUUCCACAAUCGGCAUACGGCUCUAGAUUGGAUUGAAUCUGUCAUGCCCAAAGUACAAAUCCUAUUCCUUACCGUAUCAAGAAUAAUUCUAGUUACCUCUUCAGAUGAUCUCUUUUGAUUCUCAUGCUGUCGUGCUGAUUUCUCUCCUGCCAUAAAAAGUAGUAUAAUACAAUAGCAGCUAAUAAUAAAAUACGGUAAGCCACAUUAAUCAAGUGUUUACCCCUCCAUCUCCUUGAAGCCCUUAAAAUCCCAUGCUGCCAAUCUGAACAUGACCAUUGAAAUGGCACCUCUUGGCUGAGCGUGUUAAUGCACCUUGUUGAGAAGGCGCAUUGAAAAAACAAAUGCGAGUGGGACUCCAAUUCAUUGUCACAAAGUACACAAGUUUGUCCUCUACAAUUCAACCUCCAGGACCAUGAAAAAGUUGGGAUCAUUCCACAAUUGGGCAAGCACUUAUCUCUGUGAUUGUUGUAAGCUUUUUUACUUCUUUACUUGGAUAAAUUCCUUCUUGCUCUGGAGUCUGCGCUGGACUUUUGCUUCAUCAUAGGUCUGGUUCUUUUCUUUUUGACGGGUUUUAUUUUUACCCUUUUGAUUUGGAAGGAUGGCUGCACCCUGUAAUUUUAUCUGCUGAGAGCUUUUGUCCUCCUAAGAUCAGUUUUUUAAUGGCUACACUGUUCCCUUUGACCUCAAUGUAGUACGGACCAUGUUUUAAAUUAAAACAAUCUUAAGUAAUAAGAUACUAAUUCUGUCACAUGAUAUCUUCUCUGGAUAUUGUUUGCAUUUUUUUUUGGGUUUUGCUGUUUCAUCUUUUAGAUUGUCAAAGAAGCCUGCAAUUAGUUAUAUUUGCUGCAAGCUCUUAUAUUGAUGGGGAAGCUGGUGAACUCUGAUUUUGGGCUCAUAAAGUGUGCUGAGAAAGAGCAAACACUUGUGGAUUGGAUUGAUCAACAACUCCCAGAUGAAAUUCUUGUCUCCAUCCUUUCAUAUUUGCCGCUUGAAGAUGCCGCCAAGACAAGGUGUUCUGUCAAAACGUUGGGCAAAUCUUUGGGGUUGCUUGUUUCUGGACUCAAUUUUGACUCUGCAAAGAUGUGGGAAGGGAUAGAAGGACUAACAGAUUCUCACCCUGAAUCAUUGUGCGCAAACAAUCGUCAAAACUUCAUUAAUUGGGUGAAUCAGGUGCUGCAAAUCAAUCAAAUAAAGCCACUGUUUUGGAUGUAUUCAGGAUUCGCUUUUAUUUGAACAACUUCUCUGGAAAUGAUAUUGAUAUAAGUGGCUUCAGUAUGCAUCAACCAGGAGAGUGCAGAGUUUAGCUUUGAACUUUUCAAAAUAUUGCGGUCUGCCGGGUGAACAGUGGCAGUCUUAUGUUUUUCUUUCCUCAUGACAUCGAUUAUGGUGCAUCUUUUGGCUUGAAAUCUCUCAGAAACUUGGCGUCUAAGAAUGUAAAGGUGUCUGGGGAAGUUCUUGAAUUUUUCUUGCAUAAUUGCCCUUUUCUUGAACAUCUUGAGAGUGCAUACCUCUGAUAUUUUGAAACAAUUUGAAGUUUGUGGUCUAUCCCUUGCAUUGAAACUCCUGGAGAUAACUUAUUGUAUGUGGCUGGAAUCCCUCAUUGUGUGUGAUACAAAUCUUGUUUCACUUAAGUUUAUUGAUGCUUCUAGUGGUCUGGUUUUAAAGAAUUGUCCGAUGCUCGUGGAUGUAAACAUUGGCCGGUUGGGCUCUGGACCUAGCGUCCCUGAAAUCAUGGCCUGUCUCACAGAUUGCCUGCUGACAUUGGAAAUUCUAACCUUAGAAAUUGAAGCUGUGGAUUUGAAAGAUGUUAGUCUCAACUGGGUUCAUUUUGGAAGUUUCUUCUUUUCUUAAAUAAAUUCAAGUACUCCCUCCGUCCCAAAAUUAUUGUCCAGUUUGGAUUUUCAUUUUUAGUUCAAAUUGUAUUAAAAGAGAAAUUCCAAACUGGACAAUAAUUUUGGGACGGAGGGAAUAGUAUAUAAACUACUGACUUUUGGGAUUGUGAUCAUUCCUGAUAAAUGUAGAAGCUGCAUUUCCUGAACUGCCUAAGUUGAAGCAACUUAUUGUUGAGGUUUGGGCGCCAAUAGAUGAGAGCCUGAUGACGUUAACUUCUUUGAUGAGAGCGUCCCCCAACCUGGAAAAGUUUGUACUGAAAGUAUAUACAGUUAAUUCUAAGUUAAAUGUAAUGCUUUUGUCUAGAUGUCCCCGUAUAAGGUUUUUUUUUCUUGUGAACACUUAGGUUUAAAAUUUGUGCUUCUGCUGAAUGUCUUCUUGUAAAUCAUGAAGUUAUGUUUGCACACAUGGCUCCCUAAUUGAUUGUUGCUUCUUUUUGAUGCAGAAAAUUAUGUGUUUCCCAUGUCUCCAACAAACAGGCAUAAUACUCUCCUUUUCUAGGACAUGUUCUUUUUAUUCUUGCAUUUACACACAUCUUCUGGAUUUUUCAGUUUGAUCGGCGGGGGAAUGUUCCCGAGAAAUGUGGGGAUUCCGAGGAAGGUUAGGCCAUUUCCCUCAAACAUCUCAGAGUUGUUGAAUUGUGGGGAUUCGCUGGAUACGCCACCGAAGUGGAACUCGUUUGGUGUUUGGUAAAAACUGGCCGUUGCCCUGAAGAGAAUAAUCAUUGAGAGUCGCGAUUGCGGUGCUGCUCAUCAUGCUGAUGGUUGGCCUUGCGGAAGUCCCCCGGUUGGUACUCUGGUGAAGAACACAAUCAUUAGCAAUGCUGCCAAACAACUCCAGGGAUUAUUACAUUCGUAGGUUGAGUUGGUUUUGCUACAGCAAGUUGAAGAAGCUGCAUGCAUCUAUCUCUGCUUAUCGCUUUUAGCAAGUAGGAGAGGCUAUUGUAAUUUUUUGUAAUUUAUCUUAUCUAUUGAGGGAGGCUAGCUGUUGUAAUCUUUGUUGUAACUUUAUCUUAUAUAUUAAUAUGCACUGGCGGAUUUACAAUCGGGGCACUAGGGAACGUGCCCCACUGAAUUUCAUGAAUGGUAAAU